Molecule: messenger RNA, 807 nt
Organism: Plasmopara halstedii
Lineage: Eukaryota; Oomycota; Peronosporomycetes; Peronosporales; Peronosporaceae
Product: rna-binding motif x-linked 2
Exons: 1
Coding region: 1-807 (268 amino acids)
Biological process (GO): mRNA splicing, via spliceosome
Cellular component (GO): precatalytic spliceosome; catalytic step 2 spliceosome; U2 snRNP
Molecular function (GO): RNA binding
Source: RefSeq, a predicted model, not a curated record
AUGAACGUCGUAGCAGAAAUUCAGCGGUUAAAUGAGCGCGAAUUGGAGCUUAAUGUGCCUCUAUCAGGGUCAUGGCAUCAAAAAUACAAGGAUUCGGCAUGGGUUUUUGUUGGUGGCUUGCCAUUUGAACUGUCUGAAGGCGAUGUGUUGUGUGUACUGAGCCAGUUUGGAGAGAUUGAGGAUAUUCACUUGGUACGUGAUGGCAAAACGGGCAAAUCUAAAGGUUUUGCUUUUAUCAAGUUUGAAGACCAGCGCAGCACAAUUUUGGCUGUCGAUAAUCUGAAUGGCUUUAAGUUACUCGAUCGUGUGUUGCGUGUAGACCACGUGCUGAAAUACAAGCUGCCGAAGGAGUUGCAAGAAGAAAGUGACUCGGAGGACGACGAUCAUGUGAGAAAACAACGCGGUUUACCAGGUCAUGCUUACGAAGGCAAAGAGUUGGCAUCGUCAUUUGAUUUGGAAAAGGGAGUCAAUGUCUUUGCAACCGUUAAAGAGACACAUAAAGAGAAGAAAAAGAGAAAGAGAGAGGAGAAAAAGAUGAAGAAAGCUGCUAAGAAAUUAAAAAAGAUUGAAAAGAAGCAGCAAAUGAUUUUUGAAGAGGUGCAAAAGAGGAGGCGGGCUCAACGGCAAAAGGAAGAAAAAGACAUCAUGCAGACAGAAGAGGACGGAUCAUUACAGCCAAGUGCAACGGGAUGGAGAGGCCGAUUGGAGCCAUCGACCAUGCGACCAAGGCGCGGGAAUGAUACACAAUGGCAAGAGGAGGAGAAAAGAGAAGCCAAGAGUUAUGGUGGUAUCACCCGUGACCGAUAA